CGAUGAGACGCACUUCUUACUCCCCAUUAUGACGGCGGUCAUGGUGGGAAAGUGGACCGCGGACCUGUUGAUUGACUCCUUAUAUCACAAAUUGAUCGACCUCAAGUGCUUUCCGUUCUUAUCUGAUGAGCCACAUGUCGAAGAAUGCCUGGACCUGUAUACCGUGGAGGACGUAAUGGGCCGAGACGUAGUGACCAUACCGGAGAUCGGCUCCGUAGCCCUCAUGGCACACAUUCUCGCAUCCUGCAAUC
Nannochloropsis gaditana CCMP526 is the source of this 251-nucleotide messenger RNA. RefSeq names its product chloride channel protein. Gene Ontology annotation, cellular component: intracellular membrane-bounded organelle. Gene Ontology annotation, molecular function: chloride transmembrane transporter activity. The transcript has a single exon. The annotation marks the transcript as partial. The record is from RefSeq and is a predicted model, not a curated record.